This is a messenger RNA of Vicia villosa (hairy vetch), 638 nucleotides long. RefSeq names its product large ribosomal subunit protein eL28y-like. Gene Ontology annotation, molecular function: structural constituent of ribosome. The record is from RefSeq and is a predicted model, not a curated record. Bases 47 to 478 code for a protein of 143 amino acids. Lineage: Eukaryota; Viridiplantae; Streptophyta; Magnoliopsida; Fabales; Fabaceae. The transcript is spliced from 3 exons. Gene Ontology annotation, biological process: translation. Gene Ontology annotation, cellular component: ribosome; cytosolic large ribosomal subunit.
AACCUAACAAACCCUAAUUCGUUGUUCUUGCCGGCGAGAGGAGAAAAUGUCGACCGUACCAGGGCCACUCGUAUGGGAGAUCGUGAAGAAGAACAACUCCUUCUUAGUCAAAGAGUUCGGAAACGGCAAUCAGAGCGUUCAAUUCAGUAGAGAAAGCAACAAUCUCUACAAUCUCAACUCUUACAAGUUCUCUGGAUUGGCAAACAAGAAAACUGUUGCUAUUCAAGCUGCUGGUAAGGAUCAAUCUGUGUUGUUAGCUACAACGAAGCCGAGGAAACAGAAUAAGCCUUCUGUUUUGUCUCAGAGAUCAGUGAUGAAGAAGGAGUUUAGCAGAAUGGCAAAGGCUGUUCAAAAUCAGGUGGGAGACAAUUACUAUAGGCCUGAUUUAAAGAAAGCAGCUCUUGCAAGGUUGAGUGCAGUUCACAGAAGCCUCAAAGUUGCCAAGUCUGGCGUCAAGAAGAGGAAUAGACACGCAUAAGUGAAAGCAAAUCUAGAACAUUUUUGUUGCAUUUGAAGACCCCUUGUUUUUUACUCUUCAUUUUUGUAUUUGUUCUCUAUGUAUGACUCCAUCUUAGAUUUCCUGAGUUUUGAAAUCCAAUUCAUUAUUUACUAUAGUACAUGAAACCUUGGUUGAUCUA